AUGGAGUUCAUCAUGGCAAAUCUAGGAGGCUCUAUGCUCGUCCUCAUGUUCUUAAUAGCUCUUGUUUUUCACACCCAUGGAAGCAAGAUCCACCAUAGAGGCAACAAACAUGUUGCCUUCUUCAUAUUUGGCGAUUCUUUCUUAGAUGCUGGGAAUAACAAUUACAUCAACACUACAACCCUUGACCAAGCAAAUUUCUGGCCUUACGGUGAAACUUACUUCAAGUUCCCAACAGGGAGAUUCUCUAAUGGCCGGUUGAUAUCAGAUUUCAUAGCUGAAUAUGCAAAUCUCCCAUUGGUUCCACCCUUUUUACAACCUGGCAAUACCCAAUUCUAUAAUGGGGUGAAUUUUGCAUCUGGUGGAGCAGGUGCUCUUGUUCAAACUUUUGAAGGGUCGGUAAUACCCCUCAAAAUACAAGCAAGAAACUUCAAGAAAGUAGCGGCUUCAUUGAGGCACAAGCUCGGAAGUUCUGAAGCUGAAACAUUGUUAUCAAGUGCUGUCUACAUGUUUAGCAUCGGAGCCAAUGAUUACCUUAGCCCGUUCUUGACAGAUUCUGAUGUUCUUAACUCUUACUCUCAUUCAGAAUAUGUUAGAAUGGUUGUUGGUAACUUCACUUCCAUUACCAAGGAAAUAUAUAAAAGAGGGGCUAGAAAAUUUGUAUUUAUGAAUUUGCCACGCUUAGGUUGUCUCCCAGGCACGAGAAUAAUUCAAUCAAAAGGAAAUGGUAGUUGCUUACAAGAACUUUCAGCCCUUGCAAGUUUACAUAAUCGAGUUCUAUCUGUGGUUCUCUUGCAAUUGGAGAAACAGUUAAAUGGCUUUAAAUUUGCUCUCUAUGAUUUCAACACUGAUCUCACUCAAAUGAUCAAACACCCCUUGAAAUAUGGUUUGAAGGAAGGAAAAUCAGCAUGUUGUGGAAGCGGGCCAUUUAGAGGAGUGUAUAGCUGUGGGGGGAAAAGAGGAGAGAAAGAAUUUGAAUUAUGUGACAAACCCAAUGAACAUUUAUUUUGGGACUCUUAUCAUCUUACAGAAAGUGCUUACAAACAAAUGGCAAAUCGUAUGUGGGGUUAUACUAGCAGCUCUCACAACAUAGGGCCUUACACUAUUAGAGAUCUCUUCCAAGCCCCAUGA
Molecule: messenger RNA, 1128 nt
Organism: Abrus precatorius (Indian licorice)
Lineage: Eukaryota; Viridiplantae; Streptophyta; Magnoliopsida; Fabales; Fabaceae
Product: GDSL esterase/lipase 5-like
Exons: 5
Coding region: 1-1128 (375 amino acids)
Molecular function (GO): hydrolase activity, acting on ester bonds
Source: RefSeq, a predicted model, not a curated record